Molecule: messenger RNA, 3506 nt
Organism: Echinops telfairi (small Madagascar hedgehog)
Lineage: Eukaryota; Metazoa; Chordata; Mammalia; Afrosoricida; Tenrecidae
Gene: ZNF777
Product: zinc finger protein 777
Exons: 6
Coding region: 847-3405 (852 amino acids)
Biological process (GO): regulation of transcription by RNA polymerase II
Molecular function (GO): RNA polymerase II cis-regulatory region sequence-specific DNA binding; DNA-binding transcription factor activity
Source: RefSeq, a predicted model, not a curated record
CAACAGGUGUGAGCCAACAAGUCAAGCUUUGUAAGAGUUAAGAGCCUGGGAAGCUGGAGAUAAGUUUGUAUCUUUAUUCUUGGACCCAAGUGGAGGCAAGAUCCUGGGCAGAGGACCUGGAGGGUAGGGUCUCGAUGUUGGGUGCCCCCUGCAGUCCCCUGGGUCUACGGCUACACCUUCCAGCCCGUGACCAUCCAAUUACAGCCUGGGACAUUUCGAGCGUGUUGCUCUGUCAACACCCACAGAUGGCUCCUUUCUUUGAGCACGCCGCUCUGCAGUUGGUGAGCUGCUGGCACCCUCAUUUUGUGAAUGGGACACUGAGACCAGAGGUUCUGGGACGGGGAUGGAGGAGCGGGCAGAAGGAAGUGUGGCCAGGCCAAAAGCCCAGGUUCUAAGGCAGGUCCAGUGUCUUCCCCUCCCACUCAGUGCUCACAGGUGACCCUGGGAAAUGCUUGCUCCAAGCAGGACAGAUGGCAGCAUCCAAACCCCAGGCCCCUGCUGUCGGUGGAAUAAGGACCCUUAGCACUUUCUACGGCUGUGGCUCUUUAUAGAAUCACACUGCCACAUCUUUCUCCCUCAGAGAGGCGGGGUGUGUGUGUGUGUGUCUCAAGAGGUCGGACUUCCAGCUAGCGGCUGAGCAACCAGGGCUCCUGGAAGGUAGAGGAACCACGUUGUUGUCGGUGUUAAUGGUGGUUGGUGGUUUUGUCAUUAUGCCCCAGUCAGCGUGCCGCCCCCGAUGACGUCUGAGGGUUGUCAGUGUGGCUACUUGCUGUUGGCACCGACCGAGCCUACGGGGACUUGCCUUCAGCCCCCUGCUUUCUUUCAAACCAGGUCCAGCAACUGGAGAUGGAGACCCCCCAGCCAGCACCUCUGCCAUUCCCCACCGUCCCUCCGGAAGAAACCCUGCGGUCCCGCGUGCUUCCCCCCAGAGAGAACCCGGCGUUGUCACCCACCAUGCCCCGGCAAGGUGCCCUGCCCCAGACUCCUGGCGCCUCCAAGCAAGAGACCUCUGGCCGAAUGCCACACUCGCUCCAGAAGGGACCGUCACCCCUCUUCCCUGCUGCCACUGGGCAGGAGACCCGUCUGCAGUGCCCCCCGGCUUCCCAUGAUGGAGUCCAGUCCCCGCCCCCCGUUGCUGCCGAGCCCCAUUUCCCCAUCCUCUCCCACCCCACCACCCACCAAGAGGCCCCACUCCACUCCCCGGAGGUGCCUGACAAGGACACCCUGACCCUCUCGCCUACCAUCCCGGACAGCGACUUGGACCCCCUGCUCCAGAGUCCAGCCGCCGCCAAGGACAACCCCUUCCAGCUCUCGGCAACCACUCAGAAGGACACGCCACUGCCCACUGCCGAGAUCACCCGCCUGGCCGUGUGGGCAGCUGUCCAGGCCGUGGAGAGGAAAUUGGAGGCCCAGGCCAUGAGGCUGCUGACCCUGGAGGGCAGGACGGGGACGAAUGAGAAGAAGCUGGCUGAGUGUGAGAAGACGGCCGUGGAGUUUGCCAACCAUCUGGAGAGCAAGUGGGUCGUGCUGGGCACGCUGCUGCAGGAGUACGGGCUGCUGCAGCGGCGGCUGGAGAACAUGGAGAACCUGCUCAAGAACAGGAACUUCUGGAUCCUGCGGCUGCCCCCGGGCAGCAACGGUGAGGUGCCCAAGGUGCCCGUGACCUUCGACGACGUGGCCGUCCAUUUCUCGGAGCAGGAGUGGGGGAACCUGUCCGAGUGGCAGAAGGAGCUCUACAAGAACGUCAUGAGGGGCAACUACGAAUCUCUGGUCUCCAUGGACUAUGCCAUUUCCAAGCCAGACCUGAUGUCACAGAUGGAGCGAGGGGAGAGGCCAGCCACGCAGGAACCAGAGGACUCGGAGGAGGGCGAGCCACCUGCCGACCCCAGUGCUGCCCACGACGGGAUCGUGAUUAAGAUCGAGGUCCAGACCAAUGACGAGGGCUCAGAAGGUUUGGAGACACCUGAGCCCCUGAUGGGACAAGUGGAGGAGCACGGCUUUCAGGACUCUGAGCUAGGGGACCCCUGUGGGGAGCAGCCAGACCUGGACAUGCAGGACCAGGAGAACGCCCUGGAGGAGUCCACUGGGGGUUCCAGUGAGUUCAGCGAGCUCAAACAGAUGCUGGCACAGCAGAGAGAGUGCGCAGGAAAAGAGUUUGACUGUUUGGUCCCACCCGAGGAGGCCUGGUGGCGGAGUGGUUACCAGUUGGGCUGCAGUCCGCAAGAGGGCAUCGUAAUCAAGACGGAGGAGCAGGAUGAGGAAGAGGAAGAAGAGGAGGAAGAAGAGGAGGAGGAGGAGCUGCCCCCGCAUCUGCAGUCCCUUGGGCACCUGUCUGGCCGCUUCGAAGCCAGCAUGUACCAGGCCCCACUCCCUGGGGAGCUGUCCCCGGAGGGCGAGGAGAGCCCCCCAGCACUGCAGCUGAGCAAGCCGAGCCUGCGGCGACUGGCUCCCACGGGACACGGCGAGCGGCAUCCAGGGGAGGGCCGCGGAUCGGCCGGGCAGCAGCAGCAACGCAACCGGCGUGGCGGGCGACCCUUCACCUGCCUGGAGUGUGGCAAGAGCUUCCGGCUCAAGAUCAACCUGGUCAUCCACCAGCGCAACCACGUCAAGGAGGGGCCCUACGCCUGCGCGGAGUGUGAGGCCAGCUUCCGCCACAAGCAGCAGCUGACCCUGCACCAGCGUGCGCACCGAGGCCCACGCACGCCAUCCUCGCCCGAGCGCACGCCCGGCCUGCACCCCAAGCACACGCUCAAGCCGCGCCCCAAGUCGCCAGGUGCAGGAGGGGGCGGCGGCGGGGGCGGCGGCUCCAAGCCUUACCAGUGCCCGGAAUGUGACAGCAGUUUCAGCCACAAGUCCAGCCUGACCAAGCACCAGAUCACGCACACGGGCGAGCGGCCUUACACGUGCCCCGAGUGCAAGAAGAGCUUCCGCCUGCACAUCAGCCUGGUCAUCCACCAGCGCGUGCACGCCGGCAAGCACGAGGUCUCUUUCAUCUGCAGCUUGUGUGGCAAGAGCUUCAGUCGCCCGUCGCACCUGCUGCGCCACCAGCGGACGCACACGGGCGAGCGGCCCUUCAAGUGCCCCGAGUGCGAGAAAAGCUUCAGCGAGAAGUCCAAGCUGACCAACCACUGCCGCGUGCACUCGCGUGAGCGCCCGCACGCCUGCCCCGAGUGCGGCAAGAGCUUCAUCCGCAAGCACCACCUGCUGGAGCACCGGCGCAUCCACACGGGCGAGCGGCCCUACCACUGCGCCGAGUGCGGCAAGCGCUUCACGCAGAAGCACCACCUGCUCGAGCACCAGCGCGCGCACACCGGCGAGCGGCCCUACCCGUGCGCGCACUGUGCCAAGUGCUUCCGCUACAAGCAGUCGCUCAAGUACCACCUGCGGACCCACGCGGGCGAGUGAGCACGGCGGCGCCGCCGGGUGCGGCGCUGCGCAGUGCGGGACUGCCACCCCUUUUCGAUACUGUGGUUCUCUUUGAUAAUAAUAGAGUAAUUUUUAAAAGA